Rhagoletis zephyria (snowberry fruit fly) is the source of this 476-nucleotide messenger RNA. Its product is annotated as phormicin-like. Gene Ontology annotation, biological process: defense response to bacterium; humoral immune response. The record is from RefSeq and is a predicted model, not a curated record. Lineage: Eukaryota; Metazoa; Arthropoda; Insecta; Diptera; Tephritidae.
GAGUCUUUGCAACGACAAUCAGAACGCGACACAAAGCUAUCAACUAAUAACAAAUUUUGUCAAAAUGCAGAAAAUCGUACUAUUUGCCGGUCUCAUCUGUGCGUUUUGCCUUUUCAAUGCUAACCAAGCUGCUCCUGCUGACACAGCUGCCCUCGAAGCGGCAGCUGACCAACUGGCCCUGCUGGAGCAGGUUCCUGCUUUGGAGCUGAGUCGUGAUAAACGUGCCACAUGUGAUCUUCUAAGCGGUUUUGGACUUAAACACACUGCAUGUGCAGGACAUUGUUUAGUUCGUGGCAAUCGAGGCGGUUAUUGUAAUGGACGUGGCGUGUGUGUGUGUCGCAAUUGAGAGUAUGCCGCUGGAAGCUGGCGCUUUUAAAUAGAGUUUGUGGUAAAUUUAGGAUUUACAUAUGGUCAGUUAAUAACUCACCAUUUUAAAAUAAAAACAGUAAUUAUAAGAAUAAAAGAAACUAGAAAAA